Theileria equi strain WA is the source of this 1284-nucleotide messenger RNA. RefSeq names its product actin, putative. Lineage: Eukaryota; Apicomplexa; Aconoidasida; Piroplasmida; Theileriidae. The record is from RefSeq and is a predicted model, not a curated record. Bases 1 to 1146 code for a protein of 381 amino acids. The transcript has a single exon.
AUGUCAGAUGAGCAGUGCGUUAUCAUAGACAAUGGGUCCGGUACCAUCAAAGUCGGCCUUACCGGGAGCUCAACUCCCUCCUUUGCGAUACCGUCGGUCAUCGGAACGCCCAGAGCAAAGUUCAAGGAGAAGAUGGAAGACGAAUACUACGGAGACGAAGCGAUAGAUAACAUUGACUUUCUAUCGUUGGAGUAUCCAAUUGACCACGGACACAUUUCAGACUUUGACGCCAUGGAAAAGCUCUGGGAUUACAGCUUCAAAAGGCUAGGCAUACAUUCAGACUGCAGACCUGCACUCCUGACGGAACCGCCGUUUUGUUCCCCAAACCAUCGCAUAAAGAUGGCUGAGAUAUUCUUUGAAAAGUUCAAUGUGGAUGAUUUGAACAUCUCAGUCUCUGGAUUGUUGGCCAUGUACGGUCUAGGCAGACUAACUGGCACCAUUUUAGACAUUGGCGAGGGUGUUACGCAGUGUCUACCAGUUAUAGAAGGCUACAUUGAAAAGGGAAGUAUCCAACGUGUGGAUUUUGGAGGUCUGGAGUUGACCAUGUACCUCCAAAAGAUGUUGUGUGAAAGAGGUUACUAUCUUACAUCUAGAGCUGACUUUGAGCUGGUACGUAAAAUUAAGGAAGAGCAUUGUUUCUGCUCGCUGGAUCCCUACAAGGAUGAAAACAGGAGUGAUUUGCACAGCAGAUACACUCUACCAGAUGGAAGCGUUCUCAGGGAUGGCGAAACUAAUGAGAUUGAGCUUACUCUUGAAAAGUUUUAUGUGUGCGAAGCGUUGUUUAAUCCAACAAUUGUACAUAGCGACGCCCCAAGUAUUGUAAAGACCGUUUGGAAUGCAAUAACAAAUUCACCGAUUCAACAACGCACCACUCUGACUGAUAACAUCUUCAUAUCCGGAGGGUCGUCGCUCUUUGAGAAUAUAGACAAGCGUCUAGAAAUGGAACUGAGAGAUAUCGCGCCACCUGGAGGAAGGAGCAAAAUUAAAGUCACUGCACCACCUGAUCGUCACACUCUCUCCUGGAAAGGAGGCUCCAUUCUAUCGGAACCAAACCUUAAAGAUAUUAGCAGUUCCAAGUGGAUAAGCAAAAUGGACUGGGAAGAAUCUGGAGCAGAAAUUGUGCUCCAAAAAUCUGGAUUCGACUAGGUAACUUCUCGUUUGGGAAAUUCAUGAUGUGCAAUGGAUGAAGUAGAAAAUGUAAUCACAGGAAUGCAAUGUACAUGGCAGCUGGAGCAGGCAUUGCUCUGAACGUAUAGAAAAUUGUCGGUAAAUCGUAAUGUACUC